AUGUCGCAACAACAAACGGUCCAAACAAUACUUUUACAAUUUUCGGAGUUGUUUUUGCUUUGCAAAAUAUUGGGGAUUUAUCCUCAAAAUUGGAAAUUAUUUCAACGUCAUCAUGAAUUGAAAAAAUCCAAUAGUGGCGCAUUGUUUGUGGUGUUUGUAAUGCUCGUGAUUAUUGUGCUGUACAAUUUGUUAAUAUUUUCAUUUUCUGAAGAGGAUAGCACACUUAAGGCAUCACAAAGUACUCUGACAUUUGUCAUUGGAAUAUUUCUAACCUAUAUCGGUCUGGUAAUGAUGGUAACGGAUCAACUGAGCGCAAUACGAAAUCAAAAACAUUUAGGUGAAAUCUACGAUCGUAUACGGAAAGUCGACGAACGUCUCUUUAGAGUUGGGUGUGUGGUGAAUAAUUCCGUUUUAGAGAUACGAAUACGCAUCAUGAUCGUACUGACUUUUGUGUGUGAAAUUACAAUUAUGAUUGCGGCCUAUGUUGUGUUACUCGAUCACAGCAAAUUGAGUUCUUUACUGUGGAUAUUUUCGUGUUUACCAACUCUGUACAAUUCAUUGGAUAAAAUAUGGUUUGCUACCACACUGUAUGCAUUGCAACAACGUUUUGCGGUAAUUAAUCGAGCCCUAGAGGAUAUGGUCGAGGAUCAUGAAAGAUAUAAAGCAAUGAUGGCACACAGAAGCAGAAGUGGCAGUAGCAAUAUGGAAAAGAAUAAAAACAUUAUUAAUGAUCUACUGUUUGAUAUUGCCCAGGAAGACAUUUUGAAAUUGAAUUACUUACGCAACGAACUAAGUGGUAGUGGCCUUGCAAAUAAGUUUGGUAAAAAUCGUAUUAAACCUGUAAUAACAGUUGCUAACUCAAUGAAUAACUUCAAUCAAUUUCAAUCCGUUAAAAAACAACCCAAUAAAUCGGCCAUUAACAUCCAUUACGAGAGUGAACUGUGUAAUGUGAGCCGGGUCGAGGAGAAGCUCAACGACUUUUGUCAACUGCACGAUGAGAUCUGUGAAAUUGGUAAAAAAUUAAAUGAAUUGUGGAGUUAUUCAAUUUUGGUAUUGAUGGCAUAUGGAUUUUUAAUAUUUACGGCACAACUAUAUUUUCUUUAUUGCGCUACACAGGAUCAGCCCAUUCCAUCGUUAUUUCUUUCGGCAAAAAAUGCUUUAAUCACAGCGACAUUUCUCCUGUAUACAGCUGGGAAAUGUGUCUAUAUAAUCUAUUUGAGUUGGAGAACUUCAUUGGAAUCGAAACAUACCGGAAUAUGUUUACACAAAUGUGGAGUAGUGGCCGAUGAUAAUAAUCUAUAUGAAAUUAUCAAUCAUUUAUCGCUGAAACUUCUCAAUCAUUCGGUAGAUUUUACAGCCUGCGGAUUCUUUUCAUUGGAUAUGGAAACGUUGUAUGGGGUUGCCGGUGGCAUUACCAGCUAUUUGAUAAUAUUAAUACAAUUUAAUUUGGCUGCACAACAAGCAAAGGAUGCAGCGGGCAGUCAUAACACCAAUGAUCCAUCGCAAUUGUCAGACGGAACCGAAAACUCUUCAGAAACUGGCAAUGACUAUUCCACUUCGUUAACAACCUUAUUAACACCUACUUCAACUGCAAUAUUUACGUCUAGUAGUCCAAUUCCUAAUUAA
Messenger RNA from Musca vetustissima, 1626 nucleotides. RefSeq names its product gustatory receptor for bitter taste 66a (gene Gr66a). Bases 1 to 1626 code for a protein of 541 amino acids. Gene Ontology annotation, biological process: sensory perception of taste. Gene Ontology annotation, cellular component: membrane; dendrite; axon. NCBI's taxonomy places the organism in Eukaryota, Metazoa, Arthropoda, Insecta, Diptera, Muscidae. The record is from RefSeq and is a predicted model, not a curated record. The transcript has 5 exons.